Suillus subalutaceus is the source of this 744-nucleotide messenger RNA. RefSeq names its product cytochrome c oxidase assembly protein CtaG/Cox11-domain-containing protein. Gene Ontology annotation, cellular component: mitochondrial inner membrane. The transcript has 4 exons. The coding region runs from base 1 to 744 and encodes 247 amino acids. Gene Ontology annotation, molecular function: copper ion binding. Lineage: Eukaryota; Fungi; Basidiomycota; Agaricomycetes; Boletales; Suillaceae. The record is from RefSeq and is a predicted model, not a curated record.
AUGGCCACCAAUUCGCGUCCCGGGGCACCUUUGAAUGCUAAAUCACGUACUUCACCAUAUGCAUCCCGACAGUCAUUAUACGCCGCCCGGAAUCGCAAUCUUCUGAUGUACUCCUCUGCCGUCAUUGUUUUUGCAGUAGGGGUUACUUAUGCUGCAGUUCCGCUCUACCGGAUGUUCUGCGCAGCCACUGGCUUUGCUGGCACUCCAAAUGUCGGUACAGGCAGAUUUGAACCUGCGCGCCUGGUUCCUGUUGAUGGAGCACGUCGCAUCAAGGUUCAUUUCAAUGCUGACCGUGCUGAAGCGUUACCGUGGACUUUUACUCCUCAGCAGAAGUUCGUGACGGUCCUUCCCGGAGAGACCAGUCUUGCGUUUUAUAAGGCAACGAAUGAGAGUAAAAAGGACAUAAUUGGAAUCGCAACGUACAAUGUCACGCCUGACCGAAUCGCCCCGUAUUUUUCGAAAGUAGAGUGCUUCUGCUUUGAGGAGCAGAAAUUACUUGCAGGAGAGGAAGUCGAUAUGCCUCUCCUUUUCUUCAUAGACAAAGAUAUUCUCGAUGACCCUGCGUGUAGGGGCAUUGAUGACGUUGUUCUCUCGUAUACAUUCUUCAGAGCCCGUCGUAACGCUCAAGGUCAUCUUGAGCCAGAUGCAACUGACAAAGACGUUCAGAAGUCCCUUGGGCUUGAGGAUUACGAGAUGGCACCGCGUGCAGAAAUCCGCAAUGCGCAACCAGGAAAGAGCCCGUGA